Juglans microcarpa x Juglans regia is the source of this 2936-nucleotide messenger RNA. RefSeq lists its product as uncharacterized. The coding region runs from base 321 to 2648 and encodes 775 amino acids. The transcript is spliced from 6 exons. Gene Ontology annotation, cellular component: nucleus. Gene Ontology annotation, biological process: DNA-templated transcription. The record is from RefSeq and is a predicted model, not a curated record. Lineage: Eukaryota; Viridiplantae; Streptophyta; Magnoliopsida; Fagales; Juglandaceae.
ACUCCUAAAAGCAAAGGCCAAGAUUGCAUCCGUAUUCGUAUUACACGGCUGGCUACCCUCGAGUGUACGGAACCCUCAGAUGCUAUUCCAUCAGAGAAAUUUAGAAAAGAGCGUCCGUCCGUCCCCUCCCGGCAUCAGCAAGGACCAAACUCAGAUGUUAUAUAUAUACCAUAGCAGCCAAAGCCAAUUGCCAGACCUAGAGGAAGAAAGAUCAUUUGGGCUUAAUAAAGUUUGUUGGGUGUAUUGGAUUUCAGACAUAUGCAACAUGAUGAGAGACAAGAGGGCAUUCACAUACACCUAAAAGUCUUCUGGGCGCCUCUAUGGAGAACAAGAUUCUGACACCUCACUCAGGAACAUCUGAGUCAUCAAGAAAGAGGAAGUUAAUAACUGUGGAUACAAAGUGUACCAUCUCGGAAUCAGAUCAUGUUUUGGAUGGGGGAAUCCUGAAAGAAUCAAACUGGCAAUCCCAGACUCGUGAUAUGUUCAUUCAAGCUCAUGGAGAGCAUGAAAAAAUGUCUGUUAUGAAAUCUUGUGAUGAACCUGCAGGAAAGGCUGAGUUUGGUGGUCCUGGUUUGCAAGCUGGAAUGAAUUACAAAAUCAAGAAAUCUUUUGAUUUUAAACAAAUUGGUCAGACUUCAAAUUCUCCCAGAGUAAAUGUUAUUUCAGAUAUUGGAACAGGCUCUUUGUUUUCUUCUUCAUGCGUUGGACACAAGGAAAAUGAUGUGUCACUGCAAAGUGAAUUAUCAUUUGGCAGUGGCUCUUUAAGUACAGGGUUGACUAAAAACUGUAAAAAAGAGAAGGGUGGAAGUCAAGGAGAUGGAAAUAUGCAAAACAUGAAUAAGGUAGAAGGAUCAGAUGUUGACAAUUCUAAGCAUUCCUUCUUGGAAGAAACUGUACCUAGAAAUGGGGAUUCUCCUCCUAUGCAGGUAGAUACUCGGCAUUAUCCAAGUCCUGGUUCUUUUAAGUCUGAUGAAAAAAGUAAAUCACUUCUCAGAAAAGUAGUUCCUUCAGUUGCUGAGAAGCUCUGGGAUGGGUCCCUUCAGUUGAAUUCUUCUGUAAAUGUGGUUGCGGUUGCCUUCUUUAAGAGCGGUGAGAAGAUGCCUAAUAUCAAGUGGUCUGAAUCUGUAGAAGUCAAAGGGAAAGUGAGGCUAGAGGCUUUUGAAAAAUAUAUUCAGGAUCUCCCUCGUUCGCGCAACCGGGGUUUAAUGGUAAUCUCACUUUGCUGGAAAGAAGGGUCAUCUGAAACUGGACUGGCAGGCAUGAAAAAGGUUGCAAAAGGGUACAAAGAAGGGGACAGAGUUGGGUUUGCACAACUCUCUCCAGGUAUUGAUCUUUAUGUCUGUCCUCGCAGUGAGACCAUAAUCACAAUACUUGCUAAGCAUGGGUUCUUCAAGGGCAUGGCUGCUAUUGAAGACAACCAAGAUUCCUUGAUUGGUUGUAUUGUGUGGCGAAAAAAGGGAGCAAAUUCUGUUAAGAAAUCUGAGAAACAAAACUGUUCCUGGACCGAGCACCCUGUCAACUCCCCACCUGACUCUUCUACCCAAAGAGUUGCUGAAAAUAAUUUGCGUUAUACACAACCAGCUGAGGCAUCCAUCCCAGUUGCGUCAGGAGCAGAUUGCACCACUCUUGAGAUUAUAAAAAGUGAAAGUUCUGAAAGCAAGAAUAUCAAGCCUAGCAACAUUCAACUUGAGUUGCAUAAUUCUUCCACCGUCAUUAAACUCUUGCCGACACGUUCAUUCCAAAGCAAUUCUCUAUCUGUUUCAGUGGGACUUAAAACAUCAUGUUCUGACUGUGACUCUCAUCAGGAUUCUUUGGGACAGUCAUUGGAAGUUGAAGCUCCUCAGAUGCACAAUUUGGGACCCGAGAGACCUAAACAGAGCUUGGAACUUCAAAGGCCUAUCUUGUCCCUCCCACCUGAUGUUGUCAACAGAGUUGCACCUCUACCUGAUGAUGACGACCUUCCUGAAUUUGAUUUUGGAGCUUCUCAAGGAUUUACGAACAUGAAAGGAUCCCUUCCGCGGAUGGUGCCUACUGUAGAGUGGCUAUUUGCCAAUCAAAGAAGAUUGGAAACUUCAAAUCUUCCAAUGCUUACUCUAGAGGAGAAGAAGAUUCUAGUAAAGAACUUUGGUGAACAUGGCAAGACAUCUGGAUUUCCUAUUGUGGAAGAACAAAACGCAGCCCAAGUUAAAGCUGUUACCACACCUGGUAGCAGCAGCAUUGCUGUUCCACGUUCAAAGAACCAUUUUGACGAAGAUGACGAUGAUAUGCCUGAAUGGUGCCCGCCAGAUGUUGAGCUUCACAAGCAAUCAGUUCCACAGACAAAUCGACCAUCAGUAACCAUGAUCAAUCACGAAGUAACAAAGUCAUGGUUCCGAAUUUCUUCAGGUCCUCCAAGCCCUCUGCUCCCAUCUCCACAUCCGAUCACAGCCCAUCCGCCAUUUUCAACCCAGACAGUGCGACCUGCAUAUAGUUUCCACAAUGCAGUCACUGUGAGACCUGUGCAACCAAGACCACCUAUCGGAUACAUGCAAAGGGGUCCAGUUUCUUUUAUGGGAUCCAAUUCUAACCCACUAUCGAGACCAAUGUCAAACACAUCGGAUCUUAAAUUUCCCAUCUAUCCUGCUGGUUGGAGAGGCUGGAGGUCGUGAUGCUUGGAGAUCAACAAAACUAGUAAGCUGAUACCUUGAACUGAUGUGUGAAAUGGUGGUCAAAACGUCGUAGAGAAGAAUCCUGCUUCAGGUAGAAAAGACACCGAAGAAGCAUGAUUCUAGUAGGAACAUCAAGUUGUAAAUAUAACAGGAGCAGCUAGUUAGGUGUUCGUUCAUGCCUAGGGUCGCCUGUUUUCAUAUUUUAUGAAUCAUCUAAAAUCCUAACGUGGUCUUCCCUUUUUUUUUCAAAAGAUGUUUUUCUUAAACGGCAUUCAUUUUGUAUUUCAA